AUGUUUCUGAGCUUCUUCAACGCUAAAUACAUGGUUUUGCUGGGAUGUGUACUGGCGAACCUCACAUUUGCAAAACAAGGGCCGAAAAAAAUAUGUGACACUAGUUUGAUGAUUUCCAGUGACUUCAAUGCCUCUCCGGAUACGGAUGCGGAGGGAAAUGGCAACAUCCACAACCGCUCGCUAUCUGCAUGGACCUGGAUACCAAAGAUUUCACCACACAGAAUACCUCAGGUCAUCUUUGAAGCCCAGUGCAAUUCAGAAUAUUGUACCUUUCCCAGUGGCAUGGAUAUGAGACUGAACUCUUUGCCUAUUUAUCAGGACAUCCUGGUGCUGAAACGGGAUACGGAGGACACAAAGUGUUUCAGGGUGACUUUUGAGAGAGUAAUAGUGGGCUGUACCUGUGCGUGGGCCAAAACCUCCUAA
This is a messenger RNA of Carassius auratus (goldfish), 423 nucleotides long. RefSeq names its product interleukin-17A-like. Bases 1 to 423 code for a protein of 140 amino acids. The record is from RefSeq and is a predicted model, not a curated record. The transcript is spliced from 3 exons. Gene Ontology annotation, cellular component: extracellular region. Gene Ontology annotation, molecular function: cytokine activity. Lineage: Eukaryota; Metazoa; Chordata; Actinopteri; Cypriniformes; Cyprinidae.